Messenger RNA from Hirundo rustica (Barn swallow), 2484 nucleotides. RefSeq lists its product as uncharacterized. The coding region runs from base 1321 to 2484 and encodes 387 amino acids. The transcript has 2 exons. Lineage: Eukaryota; Metazoa; Chordata; Aves; Passeriformes; Hirundinidae. The record is from RefSeq and is a predicted model, not a curated record.
UUUUUGGGUUUUUUUUUUUUUUUUUGGAAAUUUUGUAUUUCCUGGUGGUUUUUUUUGGUGUUGAACAGGAUUUAGGCACAGCGGGAUUUACCGGCAUUGCCUCACUGGCAGCACAGCCAUCAACUUCCAUCACACCCCAACCUCUGGAAGCGACUCCAGUCUCUGUGCUCCCCUAUUCUUUUCCAAAACAACAAUCACUGCUGCUGCAGAAAGCUGAGCUAGGAGCUUGUGGCGUUCAAACCCCAGCAAAGCAGCAGUUUUCUAAGGAAUGCUGGUAAAUCCCAGGCACCAAUGUGAUCCAAACAAAACAUUCCCGGCCCUGCUGGUGCUGCCAGCUGGGUCAGGCUGUUUGAAUGGUGCUGCUGAUCUUUAAUCACAAGUUUUAUUUAUCCCUGGUGCCCUGAGGAGCAGAAUUCAGUGGGAAGGUGAAGGUGAAAUUUAGAACACCUCUGAAUGCAUGUGCCAGCAGCGCUUUUGGGUGACUCCAUCCUUUCACCACCCAAAUUUCUUGGGAGUGGAGUUGACGCUCUGGGGGCCGGAAUCUCUUCUGGAAUUUGCAUUACGCGCUUUGGUUCAGCUCCUUUGCACUUUGAGUCAGUGAUUUGUGCUGCUUGUGGAAAUAAACUGUGCCCUUCCCUCCUCAGCUUGCUCGUGGCUGCCAAAAUAAUGUUUAUUCUGUUCAGCAUCCAGAGGUGCCAGUGGAUGGGAGCUCUGGAGGAGAAUCCCAGCUUUCCCUGUGGGUCCUGCCAGCUGCCCCUGGAUUUUGGGGCUUUCAGCUGAACAGAUUUGUAGAAAACCCAUCCUGGGAUGGAUCCCUGUAGGAGAGCGAAGCAGCAGCGUGUUUUCUCCCUGGAUUUCUGGGGUGGGUGUUGUGUUUUAUGUGACAUCACUUACCUGCUAGAGGGGGUCCUCCCAUGGCUGCUAUCCCUGCGAAGAAGGCAGCAAACCCCAGGUAGCUGUGGAGCUUUUCCACACCCACCAGAUCCACCUGUUCGGAAACCAAAAUGGAUAAUUAGCGAUUGGCUUCAGAGGAAUGCGCAGGAGAUUAAUUGAUUUUUUUAAUUAUUAUUUUUUAAAGCACAAGAGAUGAUUUGGGGUGGGGUUUUUUUUUUUGAGGGGAAUUCCCUCUUCAGCUGCAGCUUUGGAAGGACUUUGCCCUCCGCCUGUAGGUCUGAUCCAGCCUGGAAUCCGUUCGCCUCCUUAAGGCGGGUGUGGAAAUUACUGGGAUGGGAGAUGCUUCUCUCUGCCCUCUGGCUGCCCAGACUCUGAGGAAGGAGUUUUAAACUCUGAACGCCUUCCAGAAAGAAAUGCCAAAUUCUAAUGGUGCCUCCCUGCCUGGAUCAGGGAAUCCUGGGCUGGUUUGGGUUGGAAGGGACCUCAAAGCCCUGCUGUGGCAGAGACACUUCCAGCAUUCCAGGCUGCUCCUGGACACUGCCAGGGAUCCAGGGGCACCCUGUGCCAGGGCCUCCCCACCCUCCCAGGCAACAAUUCCAUCCCAAUCUCCCACCCAUCCCUGCCCUCUGGCAGUGGGAAGCCAUUCCCUGUGUCCUGUCCCUCCAGCCCUUGUCCCUCUCCAGCUCUCCUGGAUCCCCUGCCAGGGGUUCGGAGCUCUCCCUGGAGCCUUUUCCUUUCCGAGCUGAGCAUUCCCAGCUCUCCCAGCCUGGCUGCAGCCCUGGGAACAUCUGCACAGCCUCCAGCAGGAUCCUGCUGCAGCUCUCUGUGUGUUCCAGGCGGUUCUGGGCAUUCCCAGCUCUCCCAGCCUGGCUGCAGCCCUGGGAACAUCUCCAUGGCCUCCAGCAGGAUCCUGCUGCAGCUCUCUGCACGUUCCAGGCAUUUCUGGGCAUUCCCAGCUCUCCCGGCCUGGCUGCAGCCCUGGGAACAUCUCCAUGGCCUCCAGCAGGAUCCUGCUGCAGCUCUCCGUGUGUUCCAGGCAUUUCUGGGCAUUCCCAGCUCUCCCAGCCUGGCUGCAGCCCUGGGGACAUCUCCAUGGCCUCCAGCAGGAUCCUGCUGCAGCUCUCUCUGCAUGUUCCAGGCGGUUCUGGGCAUUCCCAGCUCUCCCAGCCUGGCUGCAGCCCUGGGAACAUCUCCAUGGCCUCCAGCAGGAUCCUGCUGCAGCUCUCUGUGUGUUCCAGGCAUUUCUGGGCAUUCCCAGCUCUCCCAGCCUGGCUGCAGCCCUGGGAACAUCUGCACAGCCUCCAGCAGGAUCCUGCUGCAGCUCUCUCUGCGUUCCAGGCAUUUCUGGGCAUUCCCAGCUCUCCCAGCCUGGCUCCAGCCCUGGGAACAUCUCCAUGGCCUCCAGCAGGAUCCUGCUGCAGCUCUCUGUGUGUUCCAGGCAUUUCUGGGCAUUCCCAGCUCUCCCAGCCUGGCUGCAGCCCUGGGAACACCUCCAUGGCCUCCAGCAGGAUCCUGCUGCAGCUCUCUCUGCGUUCCAGGCAUUUCUGGGCCACCUGGGACUCACCAGCACGGGCAGCACCAGGGCCAUGA